UGUGCUCACUCCCUUAUUUGGCAGGAAGGGAUAUCCUUAUUGACUAGGGAGGAAAAUGGUGGAAAGGAAAGUCAGACGGCUUCAGUAGACAGAGUGAUUCCGGCUGUUUAAUCUCUGCCUAUAAACUUACUUUGUGUCUAACAUUAUCGUGGCAGAGGAAAAGCAGCAGUAAUGGCUGAUGCAGAAAAGAUCAAGAAAACUGCAGUCAAGGUGCUGUGCUGCGUGGAAAAGGUGUCCUCCUUCGCCUCCUCCAUCGACCCCAUCUUUGGCAUAGUCUCCUCCCUGGUUGGGGUGGCUCGCAAGGGCCUUGAUACGAACGAGGGCCACGCUCUAGACAAGGAGUUCCAGCCGCUCCACUCCAAACUGGAGACCAUCUCUGUGAAGAACCAGCAAUGCCUGAGGCAGAUCCGCAUCGACGAGGUGAACGAGACCUAUGGCAAGUACGAGGAGUACAUUAAGCACCAGUACACUGCCUUCAACAACAUGGUGGCACAGGUGAAGAAAGAUCCAGACAACGCCCAGCGCUACAUGGAGGCCUUUGAGAAGAUUUACGAGAGGGACAAGAGCGACAUGAGCCUGGAUGUGUACUACCGCGGCGUGAUGGGUACCAAUCUGCUGUUUGGAAGACCUCUGCUGAAGGUGUACCUGGACAACUGCGACGGCGACCGGGAGAUCAUGGAGCGCCGCUGUUCACACAUCACCCACCUGUUCCACAUGGGCCUCAUCGCCCUCAUGGCCUACACAGCUGUUACGGAGGACGACGAGGACGAGGUGCGGGGGAAGUGGGGCAAGAGGGUGGAGGACAUCCAGGACAAGAUGCAGGAGGUGCUCAGCCAGUGCAAAGACAAGUCGUUCUGAACACGGACCAUCAGAGAGAACAAUGUCUACUCUCAGCUGUGGACCAAUGAAAAAAAAGACAAAAUAUGUUAUAAUAUAUUUAUAUAUAUCGUAAUAAAACCAAAGCCAUGCUUUCAUUAUCAUUCCUAUUGCAGCAUAUUAGUUAUUGUAUCGACAUUGUGUAUCGUUGUUUUUGUUUCAAAGAGACCACUGCAUGUUUCAGUUGUGUUUCUUGCCAAUAUAUGCUGACGUUUUAUACAAUCUCUUCAAUUAAAAUGCACUAAUUAUUAGUCGAAUAAAGUUGUAUAUUUGUGAAGUCCAUUUCAUCCACACUAAAACCAACAAUCUAUAUUUAAAAAGAACAUGAGUAGCAGUAAAGGUUAUGAGGCUGUGUAUAUCGCUAUAGCUCUGAAUUCAACAUGGAUGAAUACUUUGUAUCCAUACAACACAAACAAACCGCCCUCUUCUAUAAAUAACAUCUCUUCAUACUUCUGUUGAAUAUACCUAAUGUUAAACCGAGCUACAUGAAACUGCUUUCGAGAUGACACAAGAUAAACAAUAAACUCAUGAAAACGA
Anarrhichthys ocellatus (wolf-eel) is the source of this 1413-nucleotide messenger RNA. RefSeq names its product rapunzel 2 (gene rpz2). The transcript has 2 exons. Lineage: Eukaryota; Metazoa; Chordata; Actinopteri; Perciformes; Anarhichadidae. The coding region runs from base 172 to 858 and encodes 228 amino acids. The record is from RefSeq and is a predicted model, not a curated record.